Messenger RNA from Tachysurus fulvidraco (yellow catfish), 2340 nucleotides. RefSeq names its product gliomedin (gene gldn). Gene Ontology annotation, biological process: signal transduction. The transcript has 12 exons. Bases 214 to 1893 code for a protein of 559 amino acids. The record is from RefSeq and is a predicted model, not a curated record. Lineage: Eukaryota; Metazoa; Chordata; Actinopteri; Siluriformes; Bagridae. Gene Ontology annotation, cellular component: cell surface.
AGGUGACUGUACAGACGAGAGGCUUCAGAAACACCACGAACAACAGCAGUGUUUGUGCGUCGCCUCGAGCAGAACGCCUAAACUCCGUCUUAUUGUCGUCCUACAGCUGCGUCGGUCUCAUUCUUCACUCUGGAAAACCUUCAGAACUUUUUUCUUUUUCUUUUUAUAUUGUUUCCCUCAAAUUUCUGAGGAUCUUCUUUGCCGGAGCUCCAGAUGAAGAUGUCCGAUUCGUCCGUCAGGUUGUCCUGGACAUUGUCCUGGACGCUGGGUGUCAUUAGCAUGCUCACGCUGCUGAACUCGGCCGGAUUCAUGCUGCUUCUUCUCCAGACCCGAGAGUUUGAAAAUCGGAUGGAUGUGGUGGAAUCUCGUCUGGAGGAAAUCUCUCAGAGCUCAGUGGUGGAGUUCAUGACGGAGAUGAGCAGAAAUAAGCAGGAGAUCCAGGAAGAUCUGCAUCAAUACUCCAGAAAUAAAAGGAGUCAGGAGCUGAAGGCAGCUCAAACUCUAGAGCAGAAACUUCAGCUAGAACUGGAGGAGAAACUGGCCGAGGUUUCAGGAGACGGGAUGGGAGAAAGAGCGAUGAUUAACGAGGAGAGGAACAUUCAGGAGCCUCCAGAUUUCUAUCACAAGACACUUCAGCACAAUGGGAUGAUGAUGAUGAUGACGUACUCCAUGGUGCCGGUUAAAGUCUUAUUAGACCUCUGUAACAGCUCUAAAGGAGUUUGUCUUACUGGUCCUCCAGGACCUCCAGGUUUGCCGGGUGUUGAUGGAAUGCCAGGAUACAACGGGACUGAUGGAAUCCCUGGUUUGCCAGGAGAACCUGGAGCCCCUGGGAGACGAGGAAAAAAGGGUUCUCCAGGAGAAAAAGGUGAACCAGGUGAGCCUGGUGUGAAAGGUGACCCAGGACCACCUGGAGAAAAGGGAGAACCUUCUAACGACGUGAUUGUAGAAGGUCCUCCUGGCCCCACAGGACCACCUGGUGCUCCAGGUCCAAUGGGACCACCAGGUCUUCCAGGACCACCCGGUCCACCGAGACCAGCCAGGAACAGAAGCCAGAGAGCUCACCUGCAUACAGACCCUGCUUCUGAAGCUUUUAUUCUUCCUGCUCCACACGAUCCAAUGAUGAGUCACGGACCAGGGAACCGGAGGAAGAUCUCAAAACAGGAGUGCAUUAUCAAGUCAGUAAAAGAACCGAGGAACCUGGCGAAGAUGUCGAGUACGUUUGGAACCUGGCUGAAAGACACAGCACUGGGAGAUGAUGAGAAGAUCUGGGUGGCAGAACAUUUCUCAGGUCGUAUUAUAAAGGAGUACAGCAGCAUCGCCGCCUGGCAGAACAACAGCGGCAAGUCCAUCGACGUCAAGAAGUUUUUCCAAGGAUGCGGACAUUUGGUCCACAACAACUCCUUUUAUUACAACAUCGCAGGAACUUACAUCAUCUCCAAGUUUAAUCUUCAGACUAAGACGCUGCACACUCUGGCCAUAGAGAACGCUUUGUACCACAACCUGUCCUACCUGCUGCGGAGCUCCAAGACCUACUUUAAAAUGGCAGCAGAUGAAAGCGGCUUGUGGCUCGUCUUCGCCUCGAGCAUCGACGAGAACAUCAUGGUGGCGCAAUUGGAUGAGAAAACCUUCUCUGUGACAUCAUACAUCAACACCAGCUACCCGAAGAGCAAAGCAGGAAACGCCUUCAUCGCGUGUGGCGUCCUCUACGUCACCGACACUAAAGACAGCAGAGUGAGCUUCGCCUUUGACCUCCUCAAAAUGAAGCCUCUCAGCGUUAGCUUCGAUCUCUGGCCUCCGGCUAGCGUUCUGUCCAUGAUGUCUUACAAUCCUAAAGACCGCCAUUUAUACGUCUGGGACAGCGGACACGUCAAAUCCUACAAGGUGUUUCAGUGAAAGUUCAUGAUUAAAGACAGACGUGAAGAUGAGAAAGGUCUCAGAUUCUCACGGCUGAACUGAUUCGUUCUAACAGUCUCAAUUAAAGCAGAUUUUAAACUUGACUUUAUAUUAAAAGAAGAAUCCGAAUGAAAUGAUUAUUAAGAUGUUGGUUUUAUGAUAAAUGAUUUAACUCUAUGUUUGUGCUUCCGGUCUGUUUCAGAUCCUGAUCUUUAAUGAACAUUGUUCCAUUUUUGCAGCUUAUUUAAUUAUUUAAUAAAUAUAUAAACAUUAAAAGCACCCUGAGUGUUUGGGUGCUGUAGUUUCUGCUGCUUUACGUCCUGCGUUAGAUGUCGUACUGAGUUGUGUUUAUAUAGCUGUUUUAUUUCAUUAUAAACUUUAUAAAUCAUUUAUCUAUUUCUAACCAAAAAAAAGUCUUUUGGAUUGUUAAUGUGACAAAUGUGUAAA